AUGUUCAUAAAACUUUCUUCUACAAAUUCAACCUCGAUAUUCUGGCUCCCAAUAUUCUUCUACAAUGAGCCAUAUUGGGCUCAAUGUGCAAUUUCUUCGGCCGAGCUGCCAUUUUAUAUGCUCAGCGCAUACGUGGUAUUUGUAAGCUGCAGAAUAAUGCUGAAAAUUCAAUUAUUUCAUGACAACCUUAUGUAUAUUGGAGUUCCAAUGUUCGGUUCCUGGUUUUUGCUGAUCGCCGGGAAACUUAUUACUAUUCUGUAUAGAGUGCGAAUUCUCAAUGUGGAGAGCGUAAAAAUUCAUGAAAAUUGGGUAUUCUGGACUGAUGAGCCGGAGAAAAUGCUCAAUGUGCAAAGUUUGGAUGGUUUAGUGCCACUUUUGGUUGCCGGAUUUUUGGAGAUUCAUUUUGGGUUUUCAGUGAUUUUUGUGGGCUUGGCAAUUGUCACGGAACGGGUUAUAGCGUCAAUGUUGAUAGACAAUUACGAACAAAGCACCAGCCUUCUUAUUCCAAUAUCUUUCAUUAUUAUUUAUCAGUUUUUGGCAAUUUCCAUUUCACUGGGUAUACUGUUCAAUAUACUCGGGUUAUACGUACUAAAUGCCUCGUGGAUUUUGUGUAUUCUAAUUGGGACUAUUAUGUACUACUAUAUCAGAAAAAUCAAUACAAAAUGGCUACAGGAAAUGCAAAAUCCGAAUAGGAAGCGAGUUUUUACAGUUUCUCAACAAUUUCAAGUCAGGGAGAAUUUGGGAGCAAUUGCGAUUGGCAAGCGGUUAGUUUUUGUAGUUCUCGCCACAAUUGUUGUAAUGGGAUUUGGAAUUGUGGCAUUAGUAUUAGAAAUAACGGUUUUGUUUUUCAUGCAUUUUGGGGAGAAUACACUGUUUUGCUACCCAUUAUACAUAUUUCUUGUGGUGAUGAAUGGUCAUCCAGCGUGGAAGCAAGAGUUUAGAAAAUAUUUUCCGAAAAUAAAAAUUUUCAAGAAAGUCCGCCCAGGAUUAGUGAGUGUGGAGAUUGUGGAGGAUCAGAAGAAAAAGCUUUCAUUGGAAACUGACACGUAUUUUCGUCAAUUGAAGAGCGCCUGGACUUGA
Molecule: messenger RNA, 1080 nt
Organism: Caenorhabditis elegans
Lineage: Eukaryota; Metazoa; Nematoda; Chromadorea; Rhabditida; Rhabditidae
Gene: sre-26
Product: Serpentine receptor class epsilon-26
Exons: 5
Coding region: 1-1080 (359 amino acids)
Biological process (GO): sensory perception of chemical stimulus
Cellular component (GO): membrane
Source: RefSeq, marked reviewed